This is a messenger RNA of Acipenser ruthenus (sterlet), 3069 nucleotides long. RefSeq names its product serine protease HTRA1-like. Lineage: Eukaryota; Metazoa; Chordata; Actinopteri; Acipenseriformes; Acipenseridae. The transcript is spliced from 9 exons. Gene Ontology annotation, cellular component: extracellular region. Gene Ontology annotation, molecular function: serine-type endopeptidase activity; protein binding. Gene Ontology annotation, biological process: positive regulation of apoptotic process; programmed cell death; proteolysis. The record is from RefSeq and is a predicted model, not a curated record. The coding region runs from base 515 to 1903 and encodes 462 amino acids.
AACAUAAUAACCCAAUCCCACCUCUCUUCCUCCCAUUUAGACACGCAAUUGAAUUCCUGGUUACUGGUUACUGCGCAAGGGGUCGUUAGGGUGACCAUUAUAGCUGCUCGAAUUUACCACAUCAGCUGUCAAAACACCCAGAAUGAGAUUUGAACUAGCUGUGUACAUUAAUACAACACUUAUGCUUGCCUCCGAAUUUAUGUGCACGUUUUUAUUUGUUGUUCCGGCAAAAAUCUUUGAUUUUAAAGAAUAACGCCUUUUUUUUCAGUAAAACUGUUUAAAAAGCUUUGUGUCGCUUUUAGACUUUUUGCGAUGCAUUAAUCACGUCUUAAAAUCAGUUUUUAUAUGUGAAGUUUUGAAGUUUGGACGUUUGAAUAUGAGGGCAAGCUGUGAUUUAAAAACUAAUUGUUCAGGCAACGACACAGUCUGAUUAGAAACUUACACACAUCCUUCGUUGAUUAUUAUUAUUUUUUUUUUUUUUACAGAACUUUUUUGUUCAACAUUCACAUUCAACAUGGUUCUAAGAUUGAUAGCGUCAUGCAUUCUUUUUGCGACUGUGGUGGACUCACGACUGUUAAAGAAAAGACAGACGCCCUGCCCGGAGAUCUGUGAUGCGUCUCGGUGUGCCACUGUCCCCAGCCCUUGCUAUUAUGGGGAAGUGAAGGAUGACUGUGGGUGUUGCGAUGUCUGCAGCUCCGGGGAAGGUGACAUCUGCGGGCGCGGUUUGGGGGUCUGCGGUGAAGGGAUGCAAUGCGUCUUCCCGCCCGGCAGGCACCAUCGCCGGGGCUCGUGUGUGUGCUCCUCCACCGGGCAGGUGUGUGGCAGCGACGGGAGGACCUACCCCAGUACAUGCCGACUGAAAGCCGAGAACAGGCGGGCCGUGUUGAACAGCACCCCACCUGUGAUCCUCAUACAGAAGAGCCCCUGUGAUUCUGGUCCCCAGAAUCCAGACAGCCUGCGAUACAAGUUCAACUUCAUUGCGGACGUGGUGGACAAGAUCGCCCCGGCUGUGGUGCACCUGGAGCUCUUUCGCAGAUUGCCGUUUACCAGCCAGGAGAUCCCCGUGUCCAGUGGCUCAGGUUUCAUUGUGUCUGAAGAUGGCUGGAUCGUAACAAACGCUCACGUUCUCUCGAACAAGCAGCGCAUCAAGGUGGAGCUGAAGAAUGGAGAGCAUUGCGACGCCAAGGUCAAAGACGUGGACCAGAAACUGGACAUUGCACUCAUCAAAAUCGAGUCAGAAAGCCCUCUGCCGGUGCUCCUGCUGGGGCGUUCGGCAGACCUGAGACCCGGGGAGUUUGUGGUCGCCGUGGGUAGCCCCUUCUCGCUGCAGAACACAGUGACCACUGGCAUCGUCAGCACCACCCAGCGUGGGGGCAAGGAACUGGGUCUCAAGGACUCAGAUAUGGAGUACAUCCAGACUGAUGCCAUCAUCAACUAUGGAAACUCCGGAGGACCCCUUGUUAACCUGGAUGGUGAAGUCAUCGGUAUGAACACCUUGAAGGUGACGGCUGGAAUAUCCUUUGCAAUCCCUGCAGACAAAAUACGACAGUUCCUUGUUGAAUCCUACGAUCGACAAAUAAAAGGAAAGACCCUUUCAAAAAAGAAAUACAUGGGAGUCAGAAUGCUUCAGCUUUCUUCCAAUCUAAUCAGAGAGCUCAGGGACCGUGACAAGGAUUUUCCAGACGUGACUUCGGGAGUGUUUGUGUACGAAGUGAUUCCUGGGACAGCAGCUGAGAGCUCCGGCAUGAAGGACCAUGAUGUGAUCAUCAGCAUUAACAGCCAAACAGUCAACAUAACCGAGGAUGUUAGCAAAGCUGUACAAUCAGAUAGCAUCCUGUCUGUGGUGGUGCGCAGAGGGAACGAAGAUGUGAUGCUCACUGUUGUUCCAGAAGAGAUCGACUGAAACCAGAAAUCAGUUUUAUUUUCCCUGUACUGCUGCAUUACACCAUACUUAUUGGACUGCAACAUUCUCUGGUUUAUAAUACAGAUCAAAGUUUUCGUGAUCUGUUUGAUGUGUAUAGGGUUCAUUAUUCCUAGCAAACAAUUAUAUGGAAACCCCCUUGUUAUGGUUUGUAUUUGCACAUCACAUAUUGCCACUGCUAUAACACUAAGAAGUACCCUUAGAUAAGAAAUAUUGUAACAAGUCGUUAAUCAUGGUGUGCUAUGAUUAUCGUUUUAAAAUGCUAUCAAAAUGUAUUAAUUGUCCCUGGAUUUUAAAAUGAUUUAUACAGUGGUCAUGACGUGGCAGCCAGAAAACUAACACAUACCUAAUCCACUUCACAGCUCCCCCGUUCAUAACCCAUUGGCUUCCAGUAAACUGAAUUUAAAACCAUGAUCUUUACUUACAAGGUUGGCUAUUUCAUUGAGCUCCUAAUUCCUUACAUCCUUGUACUGUAAGAGCAGCCAAUGUAAUCCCAAGAACCUGACUGAAAAGUUACAUUGCCAGGGCCUUCAGCACCCUCACUGCAGUUUGUCUGCAGUUUGUCUGCAGCGCUCAAAUAGUUUUCUUUUAAACGUAGCCUUUUCUUAGUCAGCAGCGUACAGCUUUUUUGAGUUGACCUUUUGAAGCACCCUGUGAUGCUUACACAUGAAGGACGCUCCAUAAAAAUAAAUUGGUACUGUAUGGUAAUGUAAGGUAAGGUGCUUCAUAGGGGUAGGGUGGGUGGGAAUACCAGACUUGUAGACCUAUGUCAAGAUAUGCCUUUUGUACCUUUGAAAUUUAUAAUAAAACAUUUUAAAAACUUACCAAAAAAAUAUACAAAAAAGGCUCAUCAGGUUCACAUUUUGCAUGGCUUUAUGGAUGUAUAUCAACUAUCUACACAUUAUAAUAAAAUAAGAAAUGGCAAUGAAUGGUUGAAUGAAAAUAGGGCAAGUAAUGUUUAAGACGUACAUGUCAAUAGGUAAGCAAUAUUUUCUGUGCAAAAAUGUAGGUUCAGUGUACAUGCAAAAUUACACCUUAAUAUAUGCCUAAUGCCUUAUACUCUCAACAACCUAUGAUAAUUAAUUCUAAUUCCAAGUUUAAUACCAUCACACUGAGAUAAGCAGUUUUCCAUAACAAACUUGAUAUAG